AUGGACUUUUGGUCGCGCUUAAUCGCUGGAACUUCCCUCGCUCCGGGAGGAAAUAAAGGAGCAUCAAACAAUCCAGAGAAGCGUCUGGCACGCUUUAAGCGGGAAUACAGUUCUCUCCUAACGACAUGGAGAGGCACUCCGAACUUGGCAAAAGACGCCGAUGCCGCUGAGAAGAUACAGCAGAGUCUCCAGGACCUGACUACAAUACUUAGCGAUGAAUCGAGACGACCCUUACCCCAUCCAUGCAUCGUCUUUGCAUCUUCGAAGCAGAUAUAUAUACCCAUAGGCAAGAUUGCCACCAUCUCAUAUCAUGAAGGCAUCAUAAGGGAAGGAGUGGGCUUUUUCGCAACACUUAUAGAUAGUGAGGAGGAGAACUUUGUAGAGAAUGAGGCAUUCUCCAAGAGUUUGAUGAAUUUGUUGGUUCGAAUUACCGGAGCGAACAGCAUAAGACUAUCUUCGGACACGGAGUCGGAAGUCGUGGAACUGUCCUUCAAUAUUACGACAAAAAUCAGGCUCGAUCCAGAGAUACUUCCGGCGUGGUUUACUGCACAAGCACGGGAGGACGACUCAGACGGACAGGACGCACAUGAAAAAUUUACCGGUAAAACUCAUAAGGAGGAUUUCCCGCUAUUCUAUCUGCUGAUAGAUUAUAUACACCAUGAGGGAAGGGUUGGGGAUUUCGCGAGGACCGGACUGUUAUACAUCAUUGAGGCUGCUUCAAAUUCUGUGGCUUUGGAGCAAUGGAUUGUGGAGAGCGAUUUAGCGACUCUUAUGGCUACAGGCUUGGGAGCUUUAUACAGCCAGUUGAGUCGGAAGCUGGUUAUCGAUUAUCCUUUGGGCCAAUUACCUCCUAUACUGGCGUUGUCGGAUUACGAGCAUCCUGUUGAAACUUCAGAAAUUGUUUCUUCGGCGUCUCCGGACUUUCAGAGUCAUAUGGAAACAUUUCUAUCACAUCUGGUCUUUUGGCAAGAUGUCUUGAACCAUUGCAAGUCGGUAGAGGUCAAACAGACUCUUCUUGAGCACUUUCAGGUCAUUUUCUUGCAACAAUUAUUAUACCCAUCUCUUUUGGAGUCCUCUGAUGUUGAUGGAGGCUCUUCUGUAGCCGUGCUUACAUACCUGCGGCGAAUACUGGAGUCACUUGAGCACCCGGAUAUGAUACACCUCAUUCUACAUUACCUUCUAGCUCUUCCAGACUCCACGCCGGCUCCUAGUGGAUCUCGCGCAUCUAUUAGUGCUGCCAGAAAGCGAAAGUCUCUAGACCUUGCGACCAUGAUGGCCACGCAUAUCGAAGUAGACACAACCCCGGCUCUGUUCAAUCUGGUUGAUUUAAUACAGACAAGUCUUAAAUCAGAAAGUGAACAGACUGUCUCGACUACAUUGCAACUUGUAUCUGUAAUAUUGAAGCGGCAUCACCGAUAUGCUGUCACGACACUCUUGUGGACUAGCCAGAUCCUGUCGGAUGGCCCACAACGCACCAUUGGCGCCCACGACCAAGAGAUGGAAUUCUUGCUUCAUCUUGCAGGAGGAGUUGGUGGAGAUGACAACUUUGAUGAUGUUUAUGAAAACCAUGUUAAAGACAGUAUGAGCACACUGGAAAGCCAUCCUUGCUCUAUUCCCCUUCUCGCGCCUAAAGCAAUUGGCAGCACGAUGAAGUUUCCCGGCUCUCAAGCGACGAUACCCGGCGCUCCUCGCGACAUCCGAAGCCAUACCUUGCGCCCAGAGGACCCAAUGCUGAAGACUUUAAAUCUUAUUCUUUCGACCUUCUUCACAAACUCAUUGGAGACCAAUCUGUCUCUCACAGGCGCUAUUGUGGAUUUAGCGGCUUGCGGGUUUAUGCGUAUAGAUGGGUGGCUGCUCCCAGACCCGUCAAAAUACACGUACGAAGAUGAAGAAGCUGAGAUAGAAGAUCCGUAUCUCAUCAACUCCGGGGAUGCAAUUGAUAUUGAAGAAAGAGCACAAGUGAAAGCCUUACGCAAAAUGAGGAGGACACCGAUAUGGAAUGCGUCAAGACUUCCAGCAUUUUUGACACAACUCGAAGCUUUGGUUGACCAAAUUCAAGAAUACCGCGCCUCUAUUCCCCGCUUUGACGAGCUUCUCCAACAGCGGCGCGAGGCUUUUAUUGCCGCCUCAUCUAAUGAUGCGACACCAAUGCCUCCCAGGCAACAGCCAAGCCAGUCGAAAGAGUCCUCUCGUUCCACAUCUCCCCGAAUGCGAAGCGGUUUCGACACGCUCGCGCAGCGUAUAUUUCCUGAACUUGGCACCCCAUCUCGGUCCAACUCUCCUCGCGGCCGUCGAAGUCAAGACCAACAGCGAAGCAGCAACUCUGGCUUCCCAACUCUAACUAGUGGUUACGGCCUCAAUACACCCACAAACGGAAGAAAUCCACCUCCUACAUCUCAUCCGAACAGUGAUACACCGUCCCGUGACAGUUCACGAGCAUUCUCACCCAGUCCUCUACGAGCUGACCAGGAAACCCUUCGAGGGGUUGAUAUUCCAUCAAGUCAGACUGCCGCGUUCGCAGCUGUCGAUCAAUCCAUCCUCGCGCGGAAGGUCAGUUUGCCAAUACCUAAGGCAGAGGUAGCACCCAUUCCAUUUCCUAACUUGAAAGCGGGCGCCACGACGAUUGAUGGAUCGGGUGAAAGUAUCAUUGCUGAUCAAGAACUUGCGACUAUUGGUAUUAAAACCGAAGAUGUUAAAUCCGCCGACAUUCUGGGAGCUGGGGAGAAAGAGGUUACCGUCAGCCAUAUCCUGACGAAUGUUCUUGUGUUGCAGGAAUUUAUCUUGGAGAUUGCGGCGUUGGUGCAAGUUAGAGCCGGGCUGUUUGGGGAGGUGAGGUUUGUGUAA
Messenger RNA from Glarea lozoyensis ATCC 20868, 2844 nucleotides. RefSeq lists its product as uncharacterized. The coding region runs from base 1 to 2844 and encodes 947 amino acids. NCBI's taxonomy places the organism in Eukaryota, Fungi, Ascomycota, Leotiomycetes, Helotiales, Helotiaceae. The record is from RefSeq and is a predicted model, not a curated record. The transcript is spliced from 4 exons.